AUGAGGGGCCCGGGCUGCUCGGGCGGUAGUAGCCCCCCGAGGCGCUUGUUCCCGCUGCCCCGGCGGGUGCUCCACACCACGCCGCCGGAACCCAGCGACCCCUCCGGCCGGACCGUCCCGCCCCGCCGGGGCCGGCCGCGCAAGCGGGGGCGGGCCUCUGUGUCGUGUGGCCAAUCCGGACCGGGCCUGUGGGCCGGGGCGGGGCGGCCCCGGCGCGACGCCCCAAGUGGCGGUUGUUUCAAGAUGGCGGACGUGGCGGGCCCCUCCCGCCCGGGCGCGGCGGCGUUCUGGAGCCGGGACUUUUCUGAUGAAGAACAAUCAGUAGUGUAUGUUCCAGGAAUUUCUACAGAAGGAAAUACCAGGUCAAGACACAAGACGGUGAAUCCAAAAGCUGAUGUUAAACUCAAGACCUCCAGGGUGACUGCUACUCCCGUCUCCAUGGAGUCUUUAAAAGGUGCAGGAGAUUCAGUUGAUGAACAGAGUUUCUGCAGGGGAGAAAUAAAGAGUGCAUCACUGAAGGAUUUGUGUCUUGAAGACAAAAGACGCAUAGCAAACUUAAUUAAAGAACUGGCCAGAGUAAGUGAGGAAAAGGAAGUGACAGAAGAAAGACUCAAAGCUGAGCAGGAGUCAUUUGAGAAGAAGAUCAGGCAGUUGGAAGAACAGAAUGAACUGAUCAUCAAAGAAAGGGAAGCUCUUCAGUUACAAUAUAAAGAAUGCCAAGAACUUCUAAGUCUCUCUCAGAAGUAUCUAUCAGAACAGCAGGAGAAGCUCACUAUGUCUGUCUCAGAACCUGGUGCUGCUAAAAUGCAGGAACAACAGGUAUCCAAUAGGAAAAGCACUCUCCCAUCUGCAUCUGUGGAACUGGAUGGCUCCUACUUGAGUGUAGCCAAACCACAGAUCCACACUCAAACCAAGCAGAGGCCUAAGUCGGCAAAUCAGGACUCAGCUCUGGAAUCCCUUGUGGAAUUUAGGAAUAAUUCUUUGAAACCAGCAACCCAUCAUUAUUCCAAAGAGGAUAUGGGCAAGGUUCCCUCAGAGACCAGAACAUGUAAUUACAGAUCCCCAGGGAAAAAACUAGUAGAUGCAGUCCCUACAGAGAAAGCCCCUCCCAAAGAACUGAAGAUGAAGGAAUGCCAGCACCUCCAGGCUCCUCUGUCUAGUCAGCGUUGUGGCCAUGGACGUUCUGAAAAUGCAGAUCACGUUCACGAGAGCCAUCCGACACACCUGGGCCCUCAGCAUUCCGAUACACACCUGGACUCAUGCAGGUAUUGUGGGCUUUCCUGGGCGUCUCUGAUGCAUGGCCAUGGGGCACUGCCACCUAAUGAAAAUGAUGUCAGAAAGCAGCUCUCAGAAGAUAGAAGGCAGCAACUUAUGCUUCAGAAAAUGGAGCUGGAAAUUGAAAAGGAGCGCCUUCAGCAUCUGUUGGCCCAGCAGGAGACAAAACUUCUCCUGAAACAGCAGCAGCUUCAUCAGUCUCGACUGGACUAUAACUGGUUAAGGACUCAAGCUGUAUUUAAGUCAAGAGAACUGGUUGCUAAUAAAGAGAUUACUAAACCUCGAGAGCUCAGUCUGGAUGUGAAUGGGAGUGCCUCUGGAACAAGUUUGUUGAAGUCAGAGUGUGAUGACUGGACACUUGGAACAUCACCAUCCAGCAAAAAGUGCCAAGGCUCCACUAACAGUGGAGCAAGUAGAAGGGAUAAGAAGACAGUUGGGUUUCAGUCACAGAUGAAAGAUGGUGCCCUAUGGACCAGUCAGAAGAAAGAUGCAUGUCGAUCCCAAAGAGGGACAGUGGCAGAAGUUCGAAAAGAUGCGUCUACGUCUCCUAUGACAACCGGGAGCCAGAAGGAGCUUGUGACCCCAGCUACAUCAUCAUCCCAACAUGACAGCUCCCGGUAUGAGACAUCUCUGUUGGAUUUGGUUCAAUCUCUGAGUCCAAAGACUGCUUCCAAACCACGGCCCCAUCGCUCCAGAGAAGCUGGGUCAUGGAAUCACAGUACUUAUCGAUUCAGUCCUCUGAAAUCAACCUGGAACAAGACCAGGGCCGGCAGCACCCCUGAAGACCUGGAGGAGAAUCAGAUUCUGGAAGAUAUCUUUUUCAUUUGACACUGAAGCACAUGCUGCGAAGUUUCCAUCAGAAACGAACCGGCCUCCGCCGUCUCUGCCGCCCUGCUUUCCUGACUCCUCACCCCCAGGCAACAGAACCAAGC
This is a messenger RNA of Budorcas taxicolor (takin), 2207 nucleotides long. RefSeq names its product KIAA1328 ortholog. The record is from RefSeq and is a predicted model, not a curated record. The transcript has 12 exons. The coding region runs from base 1 to 2103 and encodes 700 amino acids. NCBI's taxonomy places the organism in Eukaryota, Metazoa, Chordata, Mammalia, Artiodactyla, Bovidae.